Dentiscutata heterogama is the source of this 573-nucleotide messenger RNA. The record is from the annotation of a GenBank genome assembly. Lineage: Eukaryota; Fungi; Glomeromycota; Glomeromycetes; Diversisporales; Gigasporaceae.
AUGAAUACUAAAAAGUAUAGGAACAAUAUUUUAGAUAAUAAAAAUUUUACAUCUGAAGAUAUAAUAAGUUCUGAUGAUAUAGCUAGUUCAGAUAGUAUAACUGGUUCAAAUAAAAGAACUAACUCUGAUAUACUUUCAAGUGAUAAUGAAAACCCAGGCCCAAAAUUUGCUUGGCUUGCAAAAACUGCAAAGUUUAAUAAUAACUUUGUUAUAGAUUGUAAAUAUCUUAAAAAACAAUCAAUUAAAAGACAUAUACAAACUAAAGAUCAUCAAAGAUUAAUAAAAACCCGAGAAGAAUCACAAAUAGGUCUUAAAAAAGCUUUUACUCAACAACUUGGUGCUAGUCAUUUAUCUGUUAUACAAAAUUUGAUAAUUAUUUAUUGGUUAGCUAAGAACCUUAUUGCAACUUAUAAAAUUACUGAUCUUACUUCAUUAACUAAAUAUCAUAUUAAGAGUAAUCUUGAAGAAGUAUAUACUUUUGAAGAUAGCUAUGCUCUUAAUUAUCCAUUAUUAGAAUCAUUAGAAGAAUGUUGUGCAGAUUAUGGAAGUUAUUCUAAUACUUAUGCAGCUUGA